This is a messenger RNA of Chenopodium quinoa (quinoa), 1559 nucleotides long. RefSeq names its product lipase 3-like. The record is from RefSeq and is a predicted model, not a curated record. Lineage: Eukaryota; Viridiplantae; Streptophyta; Magnoliopsida; Caryophyllales; Amaranthaceae. Gene Ontology annotation, molecular function: catalytic activity. The coding region runs from base 267 to 1208 and encodes 313 amino acids. The transcript is spliced from 4 exons.
AUCACUCUAAUUUUGGAAGGAUUAUGUUUAUUAAAGGGAGAGGGAAAAUGGAUCCUUCCCCCUCCUUUCCCUUCCUUCCCCCAAUCUUUUACCCAAAUAAGAGAGUUUGGCCCCCUCUUUUCUUUUCCUUCCAUUUUCUCCUAUCCAAACAAAGUGUUAAAUUAAAAAAAGCUACAAAAAACAUCCUUUAUUUUUCCUGACCAUUCCUUGCUUUGUUAAGUUACUUCCCACCUUAUGAUCUUCUCCCAAACUAAACACCUAACAAAAUGACCCGUUGUUUUAGUUUCACCUAUCUAAGAGACCGGUGUUACCGCUACACCUUCAACAACUCGGGCCUAUGGUCCACCACCACGGACCUCGGUGACGGCACCGUUCUGCACUGUUGGGCCCCCAAAGCCCACCAAGAGUCCAAGCCCAAUUUACUCCUCAUCCAUGGGUUCGGAGCCAAUGCAAUGUGGCAAUGGGGUGACUUAGUAGGCCACAUGACCCCCCACUUCAACGUCUACGUACCUGACCUCCUCUUCUUCGGAGAGUCAUACACGAGUCGGCCCGAACGAGCCGACUCGUUUCAAGCUCAAUGCUUGAUGAGGCUCAUGGAGGCUCAUUCAGUAAAGGGGAGGUUGAGCUUGGUGGGUUUAAGCUACGGCGGGUUCGUGGCGUAUAGCAUGGCAGCUCAGUUUAAAGAGGUUGUUGAAAGAGUUGUGAUAUGUUGUGCUGCUAUUUGUAUGGAGGAAAAAGAUUUGGUUGAAGGGAAGUUUAAGGUUAAGGAUUUGGAAGAUGCUGCUGAUAUUUUGUUGCCUCAGACUCCAGAGAAGUUGAAGGAGCUUAUGAGUUUUACUAUGGUUAAGCCUCCGAAGAUUGUUCCUAAUUGCUUUCUCAAUGAUUUUAUCCAUGCCAUGUGUACAGAUUUUUGUCAAGAGAAAAGGGAAUUAAUCCGGGCUAUUCCAAAAGAUCGAAAGAUCUCCAAAAUUCCUAAAAUCACUCAGCCUACAUUGAUAAUCUGGGGAGAUCAGGAUCAGGUAUUCCCAGUGGAAUUUGCUUACAGGUUGAAAAGUCAUCUGGGAGACAAUGCUCAGCUAGUGGUUCUAAAGAAAGCUGGGCACGGUUUCAACGUCGAGAGACCUAAGGAGUUCUACAAGCACUUGAAGGCUUUCUUGAUCGGUUCCCAAACAUCUCACCAUAAUCACUCCAAUAGCAGUGGCAAAUAAAUGAACACAAAAUUCAAGUGGUAGAUCGGCUUUCGCCUACGGGAGUUCCUAUAUAUUGAUCAGUUGUUCACGAGUAUUUGACUGAUAAUUUACACUCUUAAUUGUGAUGCAUAUAACACAAACACUAGGCCACUGCCUAGCUAAUUAGCAUCACCAAUUCAUUGUUGUUAUAGGCCAUAGAACUGGAAUCUAGGAUGUUCCGGGACAAGCUAUGCAUCAUCUAUUCUCUGAUCUUGUAAUAACUUUGUACAUACUUCUAACUUAAGUUGCUAAUACUUUUUGUUUGUGUCAAGGGCAAAGCAAGUAGCUUACAUAUUCAAAUUUUCUAAAUGUUAUUAAGAAUGUGUUUUA